AUGGAAGAAAGAAAGAAAGAGAAAAACUCUUUCUUUCUUUCUUUCUUUCUUUCUCUCCCUCUCUCUCUUUAUUUCAUUCAUUUUUUUUCACUUUUCUCCUUCUUGGUUUGUUUUCGCUUUCGUUUCGUUCCACAUGGCAUUUCUUUCUUUCUUUCUUUCUUUCUUUCUUUCUUUCUUUCUUUCUCUCUUUCAUUCAUUCAUUCAUUCUUUCUUUCUUUUAAUUCCCCGCUUUUCAUAUCUUUCAUUCUCUCUCUCUCUCUCUCUCUCUCUCUCUCUCUCUCUCUCUUUCUUCAUUACUUUUUUCACUUUUCUCUUUCUUCCUUUAUUUUCUCUUUCAUUUUGUUUUGCAUGUCUUUUCUUUCUUUCUUUCUUUCAUUCUUUUUUUUUCACCUUUCUCCUUCUUUCUUUGUUUUCUCUUUCGUUUCCUUCCACACGGCUUUUCUUUCUUCCUUUCUUUCUUUCUUUCUUUCUUUCUUUCUUUCUUUUCAAUUUAAUAAUCACUGCACGAACUUCUUUCUACGUCAUUUUUUCCCUUAA
Molecule: messenger RNA, 537 nt
Organism: Acanthosepion pharaonis
Lineage: Eukaryota; Metazoa; Mollusca; Cephalopoda; Sepiida; Sepiidae
Source: the annotation of a GenBank genome assembly